Rosa chinensis is the source of this 3437-nucleotide messenger RNA. Its product is annotated as putative disease resistance RPP13-like protein 1. The record is from RefSeq and is a predicted model, not a curated record. NCBI's taxonomy places the organism in Eukaryota, Viridiplantae, Streptophyta, Magnoliopsida, Rosales, Rosaceae. Bases 45 to 3437 code for a protein of 1130 amino acids. Gene Ontology annotation, molecular function: ADP binding. The transcript is spliced from 2 exons. Gene Ontology annotation, biological process: defense response to other organism.
UUGUUCCAUUUCAAUUCAGCAAAAUCCGUUCACUCUAACAAACUAUGGUGUUGGGAGAGGUCUUUCUCGGGGCAUUCCUUCAAGUGCUGCUUGACAGGUUGAGCCCUAGGGCGAUCAUCAACUUUGCAAGCCUACAUGGUGCGAGUGUGGACAAGAAGCUCAAGAAAUGGAGUUCAACGCUAUCUACAAUCGGAGCUGUACUUUAUGAUGCGGAGGAGAAGCAACUUACGAGCGAGGCUGUCAAUCUGUGGCUGGAUGAUCUCAAAGACUUGGCUUAUGAUAUUGAAGACAUCUUAGACAAGUUUUCUAUCGAGUUAUUACGACGCAGAGUCAAGGAGCAACAUGGAGCUGCUACCAUAAGUAAGGUACGGAGCCUAAUUCCCCAAGCUAAAUUCAACUUCCAUAUGAACUCCAAAAUCAAGGAGAUCACCGAUAGACUCCGAGACAUAUCUGAACGAAAAGAAUCGCUUCGUUUGAACGAUAUUGGGAUGUCUAGUAAUCAUUAUAGGGCAUGGAAAAUGCCACCGAGUUCGUGUCGACCGGAUGGACCUGUGAUCGGAAGAGACUGGGAUCAAAGCCAGGUUGUUGGAUUUUUGUCCGUAGCCGAGCCUAGUGCCAUCAAUUUUCAUGUUGUGGCCAUUCUUGGCAUGGCAGGAGUUGGAAAGACAACACUUGCAGGACAUGUAUUCAACAACGAUGAUGAUGCCAUGCAACAGUUUGACCUUAAGGUGUGGGUGUAUGUGUCUGAUGAAUUCAAUAUAGUGAGAGUGACAAAGGCAAUUCUCGAAUCAAUUACAUCGGAGCACUGUAAGUUGAAGGAGUUCAGUAAAGUCCAGGAUAAUCUCAGUAAGGAGUUGACGGGCAAAAAGUUUCUCGUUGUUUUAGAUGAUGUUUGGGAUACAUGUGACUACGAUAUGUGGACCAAAUUGCAAUCUCCCUUCCGUGUCGGAGCACUAGGAAGUAAGAUACUGGUGACAACGCGCCAUGAAUCAGUUGCAAGAAUGAUGGGAGCCAUACAAGUUCAUAAUUUGAAGUGUAUAUCAAGUGAUGAUUGUUGGCAGGUAUUUGAACAACAUUCAUCCUUGAACAUUAACAACAGCAGACCACAUAAUUUUGAGUCUCUUCGGGACAAGAUUACUGCAAAAUGCAAUGGAUUGCCGUUGGCUGCAAGGACGCUUGGUGGACUUUUACGGUGCAAAGAAAUUGGUGAAUGGGAAGAAAUAUUGGACAACAAAUUAUGGAGUCUAUCAGAUAAGAGUGGUAUUCUCCCAGUAUUGAAACUGAGCUAUCACUCUCUCCCUUCGAACCUAAAAAGAUGCUUUGCUUAUUGCUCAAUACUUCCAAAUGACUAUGAAUUCAGUGAGAAGCAGUUGAUCCUUCUAUGGAUGGCAGAUGGUUUGAUACUGCAUCCAGAACAAAGUAGACAAAUGGAAGAUUUGGGUGGCGAGUAUUUUCAGGAGCUAUUAUCUAGGUCAUUAUUUCAAAAAUCAAACAAGGACAGUUCACAAUAUGUUAUGCAUGACCUCAUUAGUGAAUUGGCACGGUGGGCUGCAGGAGAAGUUUGUUUCAGACUGGAGGACAAUGUGGAUGAUAACAUGCAACAUCUUAGGUGUUCUCCAAAAGCUCGACAUUCUUCUUACAUUUCUGGUGAGUUUGAUGGGAUUACAAAGUUUGUAGCCUUUUCUGAAGCCAAACGUUUGCGGACGUUCCUGCCAUUUACACUUUCAGAAAAUCCACAGAAUUACUUGACCUGUAAGGUUACUCUUGAUUUAGUGCCGAAAUUGCAAUACUUGAGGGUCCUGUCUUUCAAUAGCUACCAGAUAACCGAGCUACCAGAUUCCAUAGGUAAACUGAAGUAUCUACGGUACCUUGAUGUUUCUCACACGCCAAUAAGGAGCUUACCUGAAUCAACAAGCACACUUUAUAACUUACAGGUAUUGAUAUUAGAAAGUUGUUCUCUUUUGGAGGCACUACCCACAAAUAUGAGGAAUCUCAUUAAUUUGCGUCAUCUCAGCAAUUCAAGUGUACAUUCGUUGAAGGGAAUGCCUAUGCAACUAGGUCGGUUAACUAAUCUGCAAACACUUGCUGAUUUUGUUGUGGGUAAGGGUAGUGAGUCGGGGAUAAGAGAGAUAGGUCCUCUACUGCAUCUCCGGGGGACAUUACACCUCUCAAGACUGGAGAAUGUGACUGAUGUUGAAGAUGCAAGGAGGGCUGACUUAAUUAGCAAAAAAGAGCUUGAUGUCUUGCUAUUACAGUGGCAUGAGUUGAACGGCACGGGAGAAAGGGAAGCAGAUGUUCUUGACAUGUUACAACCUCAUAGAAAGCUAAAAGAACUCACCAUACGGCGAUACACUGGUGAAAAAAUUGCUGCUUGGGUGGGAAGUCCUUCAUUCACUAGCAUGGUUCUUGUAAACUUGGAAGAUUGUAGUAAAUGCAGAUUCUUGCCACCACUUGGACAGUUACCUUCUCUCAAGGAGCUUUUUAUAAAAGGAAUGUCUGGAGUGGAAAGCGUGGGUUCUGAGUUCUAUGGAGAGGGUAGCUUGCCGUUUCCACUAUUAGAGACCCUUUCAUUUCAGAAUAUGCAAGGAUGGAAGGAGUGGAUUCCUCUUGAAAGACAUCAGGGAACUAAAGAUUUUCCUUGCCUGAAAAAGCUUUCCAUUUAUGCAUGCCCCAAACUGGAGGGUGUGGUGCCAGAGAACCUUUAUUCAUUAGAAGAGCUUGUGGUUCGUGAAUGUGACCAACUGGUGGUUUCAAUUGCCAACUAUAAAGAACUUUCCGUAUUAUGCAUCCGCUAUUGCAAAGGGGUUGUAUACAGAAGUGUGGUUGACUUUCAGUUAUUAUAUUUGGAGAUAACUGGCUGUGAGGAGCUAACAUGUUCAUUGCAGAAUGAGGAUGGAUUUCUGCAAAACCUUAUGUCACUUCGUCAUUUGAGUAUUGAAGGUAACUCACAUCUUGUUCAAUUGCAACACCUCAGAUUACUACAAGAGCUUCACAUUGAUAAGUGGCCAAGCCUAGUUUCUUUUCCAUUGGCUAGUUUGCCACCUUCUCUUAAAGAUAUAAAGAUUCGAGGUUGCGAUUCUCUUACUUAUUUUGCAAGAUAUCAGAUACCGCCAAGUCUAAGGAGAAUAGAGAUAAAUAGAUGCCAAAAUUUGAAAUCAUUGGUGGAGGAUGAGGAGGCGAUAGGGGGCUCUUCAUCUUCUUCUCCUUGUUUGAUUCAGGAUGAGGAGUCCUGUCUCGAGUAUUUGAGCAUAUGGAACUGUCCAUCUUUGAUAUCUCUAUCAUCCAGAGUCAAGCUACCCAGGGCGCUUAAACACCUUCAGAUACAUACUUGCAGACGACUGGAGUCAAUAGCUGAUGCAUUACAUGAUAACAUUUCUCUCGAGUACAUUCACAUCUGGAGGGUUCCCAAGAAGUCCUUCCAACUUGAGAGAGUUUGA